This is a messenger RNA of Punica granatum (pomegranate), 1488 nucleotides long. The record is from RefSeq and is a predicted model, not a curated record. Lineage: Eukaryota; Viridiplantae; Streptophyta; Magnoliopsida; Myrtales; Lythraceae.
AUGUCGUCGAAGGAAUCAAGCCUUGCGAAGACAUUGGAGCGAUCUCCAGCCAAGUUUGAUGCCACGGGUCUGCGGGUUCUCUUGGUGGGCGAUAAUCCUGCGAGCGUCGAACCUUUGAAGAAAGCCCUACAAGAGAUAUGCAAGCACGAAGUAACCACGUGCACGGUACCGAAGGAUGCACCGUCUUUGCUGCUAGAGAAGAAAAGGUUUGACAUCGUCUUGAUCGAGUACCGAAUGGGCGACAUGGAUGGUUUUCAAAUCCUUGACUCAAUCCAGUCGAUGGAGAAGGCGGACGACCUUCCCGUUAUAUUCUUGUUCUCCGGAGGCCAAGACAUGGAUGUUGAUGUUCUGAAGCGAGGGGUUGAGAAGGGGGUUUGCGAUUUCUUAACCAAGCCGAUUCGAGACGAGACCUUGAAGUUGAUAUGGACUCACGUGUUUCGCUCUAGGCUACACAGGAAGGAGGGUGUCAUCGUUAACAAUGACGCGGUCUCGGAAGUUAAUCGGCGGGAUAGAUUGGACUCCCCGAUUCAGUCCUCGUCUGGUCAUGACUCAGCAGCACUCGGAAUGAGUGAAGGAAGCUCGGGGAUGAAGAGGGGCCGGGAUCAUGCCGAGGAUCAACCGGAUGAAUCAAAUGACAGUAUCGGCACCGCAUCGGCUGCAGCAAUCACGAAGAAGCCACGAGUUCAUUGGACACCGGACCUCCAACAAAAGUUUGUCGAGGCCAUCGACAGGAUUGACAAAAGAAAAAAUCCGGGUAGACGAUUCAGAAACGAUGAAUCAGAAGAACAAGCUGUUCCGAAGGAGAUUCUGGAUGAGCUGCGACGUAUGGGUGUUACCGGUCUUACCCGACAAAACAUCUCCAGCCACCUUCAGAAACAUCGGACGAGCAAGAAGAAGCAAGGCCAAUUGUCAGAGUUACAGAAUGGACCCCUCAUCACGAUGAAUUACUCAAGCCCGGGCCAGUAUUCUUCUCUGUCAAUCGAGUCGUCAUAUCCUCCUGCUCCAACUGCUCCUUAUCCUGCUCCUACUCGUUAUCUCUCUUCUCAGAAUUUCUCAAUCGGUCAAGCAAUACAACAACCCGACAACUACAUCUCGAUCGGCCAACAAGCAGGUCCACUUCCAGUAGGACCGAUGACGACCCGGCAGCUCACACUGCCGCUUGACCAGAUUAAUCAAUUGCCUAAUUUCUGGAACUCAAGCCCCCGCCAUGUUAUUGGAUCAGCUGCUCCGGGGAACUUGCAUUUCGGGCCUCCCUCUGUCUUUGGAAAUCAAAACCAGCCACUGGUUUCAGGUCCGCAUUCGAUCAACCAGUCAACUAUUUUCUCACCCGCGAUCGAUCAUUGUCAAUUCGUCCCAGCUGCUACGAGUCUAGAUGAGGACAUUGCACAACAGCUCAGUUUCGAUGAUCUUGACGAUCUGCCUUGGUUCGAGAACUGGAGCGAGGGACCGAUCGAGAAUGCAUGGGAACGUACGCUAAGUGCUGCUUGA